Messenger RNA from Notothenia coriiceps (black rockcod), 2411 nucleotides. RefSeq names its product nanos homolog 1 (gene nanos1). The coding region runs from base 139 to 849 and encodes 236 amino acids. The record is from RefSeq and is a predicted model, not a curated record. Gene Ontology annotation, molecular function: zinc ion binding; RNA binding. The transcript has a single exon. NCBI's taxonomy places the organism in Eukaryota, Metazoa, Chordata, Actinopteri, Perciformes, Nototheniidae.
UAUAACCAGAAAGCCUGUUCGCAGGACGUUCAAACAUAACAGGAACACUGGAGACCGCAUCGCUGUGCACGAACCAUUCCUGGAGACCAACUCUGGCUACAAAGACUUUAACGGAUUACUCUGGUUGUUUAUCUUCAUAUGACCGCGAGCAAACGACCUGAAGUGACCAUGGAUUUUCUCAAUCACAACUAUUUGAACGCGCGCAACCCCUACGACUACACUUUUAAUUUUUGGAACGACUAUCUCGGGCUCACCACGUUGGUGACGAAGAAUAACAAACUCAGCAUGCCUCAGAAUCCCAACUCCAUCACAGAGUCCCUGAAAGCCACGCUGGGUUUGGAUGACUCCCCGGCGUGUCCGUGCGUAAUCUCGGGAGGAGUUGGAGAAAACGGGCACCUGGACUGCUGCUGCCCGUCUGGAAGCCCCCCUCCGACCUCCAUCCUGGACCUGAAGGAGCGUUUCUCCAUACUGAGCCCCUUCCACAGCCAGCUCGGGGUGCAGCUGCCGGAGAGAGAGGUGGGUUUCGGUGGGAGCUUCGCCGGGUUCGACCUGUUCGGCAUGGAGAGGAAGAUGCGUAAACCCGCCUCCAGGAGCAAGCAAGAGCCCAAAAUCUGCGUCUUCUGCCGAAAUAACGGAGCGCCAGAGGAGGUGUACGGCUCCCACGUCCUGAAGACCCCGGAUGGGAGGGUGGUGUGCCCGAUUCUGAGGGCUUACACCUGCCCCCUGUGCAGUGCCAACGGGGACAAUGCCCACACGAUAAAAUACUGUCCGCUGUCUAAAGACCAGCCAUCCCAGCGACCAUUAAAGGGAGGGAGGGCUGUGGGGGGUAAGAGGAUGAAAAUAUUCUGAGCAGAUAUGGCUACAAAGUUAAAAUGAAUUGCACUGAACAAUUUCCAGAUGACUGUUUUGAUUUCGGCUCUAGCCUUUAUCCCAGUUUCAUAAACAUAUUGAUUUCCUCUAAGAUCUCUUAUAUUUUUAUAGUUAUCUUUUAUCCACAUAGAAUAAUGUUAUGCUUUAUACAUUGGAUUUAUUUUUCUUGCUAGUUCAUAGUCAUUUGAGCGUGUGUGCAUAUAAAUACAUACCAAUAAUCACAACGUGUGAAUACAUUUAAAGAGUAUUUUGGUCAUGUAGGGAAACACAGUGACAUUGGCAAAGGGGAUGAAUGUCAUAUUUCUUACCAAGUAUUUUUGUACAGUGAGCUAAGCUCGCUGCGAUUUUCUUUCUCGUCUUAGAAAACCAAAGUUAUGUUUGCCAUUAAAGAAGCUCAAGAAUGUGUCAUUCAUGAGUGCAUUUGUGCGUCUGAGUGGAGGAGGAACUCUUUGAUCCGGUCUGCCUGCCUCAAAAACUCCACCACAUAUUUUCCAACUUGCUCCCAAAAGUUGAUAUUCGAGGCAGGAAGAAAAAAAAAAGAGACAAUGUGGCCUCUGUUUAAGGCUCAUGUUCUCUAGGGAACAUUAUAAUCAAUUGUUGCCAAGCCAAACCUCUUUUCCAAUCCGAUGUUAUGAGAAUGUUAUCUGACUUCACAAGCAGUCAGAAAUGAGAUUUAUUACAUUUCUUUAUGUUUACAUUCCCAAAUAAGGGCGACACACUGGAUUUCCUUUCUCCGUCAGCUCUCUCUUUCUCUCUGGUGAUCUUCUUUCUUUUUGUUUUGAUUUGCCCAGACAAUGUACCCACCACAGAGAGUCCCAUGUACCUUACACUCUGAGCAUAGGGGGAACAAGAGCAAAUGAAUGUUCAAUAACAUGUGAUCCCAUUAUUUCUUUUCCUGAAGAAUCCAAAAAAGAUGCAAAAAUGUUGUGAAUGUAUGAUUGAAAGUGUCACUUGCAGGACUGCACAUUUAUGACAGUUUUGUUAACCAAAGGAAUACAAUUGCAUUGAAGAAAUAAGAGAGAUUUGCUGUAUUGUAUAUAAAGUGAUGUUUAUUCAGUAUUUUAACAUUACAAGUGACUUCAGAGGGCGCUACCUCAACAGGAUUUUGUACUUACAUGUCAAAUGUCAACAGCAGUUUAUUGAUAUAGUGCUGCCAUUUAUAAUAAGGGUUUUGAUAGUAUUUUUGAUCUUUGUAUAACAUAAUUGUAUUUUCAUUUCGUUGCAUUUAACAUUAUGGAAGUGAAUUUCCAAGAAGCUAUAAGCAUUGCUCGCCAAAAGGUGAUUGUCUGUACAUAAUGAUUAUACCCAUACUUUUUAAAGUUUAGUUGUUCAAUGUGACAUUCUUGAGAGUGUGCAAGGUAUUGAAAAAGGCUGACAAAAUGUGCCACUUUUAACAGAGGUUUUUUGGAUUAAAUGAAUAAUAGAAAAAAAAGAAACACUGUUGAACUUUGUUAUUUAUAUUUUACCACAAUUUCCUGUAUGCUGCUGUGCAGAAUAACAACAUAUGAAUCCACUAGAGAAAUAAAAACCUAUCAAAUAUU